CGGCAUGAACAAAUACCUGCAGUGUUUGCUGAGCGCGGGGAGCUCAGAGCGGGGAUAUGAUCCCUACAACCCAGAGCUUCCCAGGGCCUCGCUGGAGACGGAGGAUGGCACCCUGACUGACCUGACAGACGUGACCCCUGGGAUUCUGGAGCUGGAGCUGGUCAACAAGGCCAUUGAGGCUGUGAAGAACGAGGUGGAGAGAGAGCAGAAGAAAUACGAGGAGCUGCUGGAAACCACCAAGGAGUUUGGUGCCUCAGAGGGCUCCUCCCUCCUCUCCAACUCGCCCGUGUCGGCUGCUGGGACUCAGAGCGAUUCCUUUGCCUCCCUGGAGUACAAUCCAGGGAGCUACAACUUCAACAGUAACUCAGACUACAACCCCACCCCUCUCACUGCUGCUGGCCGGUCGAGUAAAUACACUUUGGACUCCUCCCGAUCCAAAGGGAGCUCCCUGGAAUACAUUCCCAAGGCUGUGGUACAGAGUAAAAAAUACAGCAGCGCUGUCACCACCAACAAGUACGUGAUUGAUGACUCCAAGCCUUCCACAGACUUGGAAUACGACCCCCUUUCCAAUUACUCAGCCAGGCUUUUGAGCAAAGCCACGACCAAGGAGCCCAAGGGGUCCAAGAGGGAAAGGGUGGCUGAUUAUGAGGAUUCCUACUCUCCCUCACAGAAGAAGCUCUGUGAGGACCCCGAUGACUACGAGGUGUUGGCCAGGUUCUCCUCCUCUGAGGAUGAGGCUGAUGUGGAGUACAAAGCAGCUUCUGGUAGCUCACCAUCCAAAGCUGGCUCUGAGAGUGAGUCGAACGAGCUCUCCAGCAAAGAGCUGAGCACCAAACUGGAUGGCUUCGCUUCCCAGGAGAGCAGGGAAGCAGCACAGUGUGGCAGGGAGGACCUCCCAGGCUGGCAGAAAAACGUGGCCAAAAACCUGCCAGACAAGAGCACAAAGGCUCUGGUGAAACCGUGCUCUGGUAAGAACAGCCAGGAGGCUGAAAAUAAAAACAAAGACUCGAAAGACAAAGCAAAAAGGAAGAAACCAGACCUUAGUAAGACACCAGGCCUCGGUGAGGCCGGGAAGAAGGAGAAGAGUAAAGAGACAGAAAAGGGCAAAGUGCUCAAGAAAGAGGAAAAAUUGAAAAUCAAGAGCGAAGAGAAAAACUGCAAAGAUAAAAGCGUCAGGGCGAAAACAGAGGGGAACCUGAAGAAACCUGAAAAGCAGAAGUCAGAAAAAGCAGAUGGGCUCAAGAAGGAAAAAUCCAAGUCCAGCAGCAGCAGCAGCAGCAGCAGCUCAGGAAAAAGCAAGAGCGAGGGUUUCCCCAAGGGCUGCGGCUCUGAGAAGCUGGGGAGCAGCGGGAAGGACUCCCAGAGCAGAGCGGGGGACGUGAAAAACGGGAAGGAACCCUCGGGCCGGAAAAACAAGGAGAAAGGGACCAAGACCGCGGGGGGGGAGAGGAAGAAGGAAAAGGUCAGUCCUGCGGGCCAGGGGGAGCCCAAGAAGGGCCGGAAGCAGCGGAGCUUGAGCCACGUGGACCUGUUUGGGGACGAGAGCGGCGAGGACGACGCUGAGGGCCGGCCUUUGGCCUCCUCCCGGCGCGCCCCGAGCUCAGACUCGGACGGGGCGGGCUCGGGCUCGGCCUCGGAGGGCACCGGGGAGAGGGCACGCAGGGCCAAGCGCUCCCGGCUCUCCAGGUCCUCCUCAUCCUCCUCCACCUCCGACGGCAUCGACUAUUCCAUCCUGGAGAAGGACGUGGACUUCGAGUCGGACCCCAUGGAGGAGUGCCUGCGGAUCUUCAACGAGUCCACCGAUGUGAAGACCGAGGACAAGGGAAGGCUGGGGAAGCAGCCAUCCAAAGAGGAAGCGAACGAAGAAAAGACAGAAGAUAAUUUAACUACCUUGUUUCCUGGCCAGAAAAGAAGGAUCUCACAUCUUGUCAAACAGGGAAAUGCAGAGGCCCCGAGCAAGCCCGUGGUGAGGCCCUACCGUCCCCCCACGGCCCAGGAGGUGUGCUACCAGAGGAUCCAGCUGGCUCAGCAGCAGGCAGCACAGCUGGUUCAGAAGGCCUCUCUCUCUUUGCCAGGAGAAAAGAGGAGGAUUGCCCACGUGCCAAAUGCCGCCCUCACCGCAGCAGCCAAGCAAGGCCUUGGGAGCAGCAAGGCAGCUGUUGCUGGCAGGAGUGUCACACCUUCCAAUGACUCUGAAGCCCCCAACCUCCCUCUCAAGGCUUGCACAUUAGCUGGGAUGGCUUCCAAGACCACCAGCACCGUCGUGCCCAAAAGGGUCGCCCACGUUCCCUCCUUGCAGAGCCCCAGCUUACAGAGGCCUGUUAUUCCCACAGAAUUUGGUGCUAAAGUCCCCACAAACAUUCGUCAGAGGUAUCUCAAUCUCUUCAUCGAUGAGUGCCUGAAGUUCUGCCCCUCCUCCCAGGAAGCCUUUGACAAGGCUCUGUCAGAAGAGAAGGUGGCCUACGAACGCAGCACCAGUCGCAACAUCUACCUGAACGUGGCCGUCAACACCUUGAAGAAGCUCAGGAGCCUUGUGCCCAACUCCCCAUCCAGCACCAACAGUAGGUACCACACUUGUGGUUUAAUAACUGUGAGCCCUGCCUGGGGCAGAGCCCAGGGAGAGGAGGGUGUAGAAGAGCCAGCCCCCGUUUCUCAGCAGCCCCAGCUCAGCUUUUUAUAG
Empidonax traillii (willow flycatcher) is the source of this 2680-nucleotide messenger RNA. RefSeq names its product RNA exonuclease 1 homolog. The transcript is spliced from 7 exons. The coding region runs from base 5 to 2680 and encodes 891 amino acids. The record is from RefSeq and is a predicted model, not a curated record. Lineage: Eukaryota; Metazoa; Chordata; Aves; Passeriformes; Tyrannidae.